Molecule: messenger RNA, 867 nt
Organism: Malassezia pachydermatis
Lineage: Eukaryota; Fungi; Basidiomycota; Malasseziomycetes; Malasseziales; Malasseziaceae
Exons: 1
Coding region: 1-867 (288 amino acids)
Biological process (GO): potassium ion transport; proton transmembrane transport
Cellular component (GO): mitochondrial inner membrane
Source: RefSeq, a predicted model, not a curated record
AUGAAGAUUGUCGCUGUGCCGUUGGCGUGCAAUGCCAACCCUGCCAAGCUUCCGUAUUUAACGUACUUGGCAUACAAGUCAACGAAGACCGCUUCUUCGGCGCCUGGCCAAGCUCCUGCACGUCCUGCCUUCUCGCAGCGUAUGAUCCUCAAAGCCUCGAAUUUUUGGAAUAGCUUGGGGCGCACGGACAAGCGCUCGCUCUUCGACUGGCGCCGACGUACAUACGUCCUGGGCGAAAAGAUCAUGGACCGCAUUGCGUAUGAGGAAUGGGCACUAAAGGGCAUUGAUCAGGUGCUUGGCCCAUCGAUGCACAACCUUGUGCGUUAUACCCAGACACACCGCCGAGGCCAGGAUACUGAAAAUGCGAAAAAGGACGAUCGUACUGUGGAGCGCGUAUCACUUUUGUACCCCCCGUCCCUAGUAUCGCCACCCACUGUGAUUGAGUCCUUGCGGCGUAUGACCACACACCGUCAGCCUUAUCACUAUCGCUACUUGUGGUACAAUGUGGCGGGCAUUGUUAUCACUUCGCCCUUGUUUAUUCUCCCUGCUGUCCCUAAUAUCAUUACUUACUAUCUUUUGUGGCGUGCAUGGAGCCAUUGGCGCGCAUACAUGGCGUCCAAGUCGGUAUUGUCUCUCAUUCAAAAAAAUCUCAUUGAGUUGCAGCCGGAAGAACGUCUUGAUAACAUUCUCGCAUCGUCACCUGACGAAAAAGUAGAAUCAUUACCUGAGGAUUGGACCAUGACUGUGCAUCCUUCCCAUGCGUCCAAGAUUCAACAUGCAUUCGAGUUGCCGGAACAGGCCAGCGUCGACCUGCGUCGCGCUUGUUCGCAGGCCAUGGCCGAUAUCCGCAAAAAGUCGUCGUCAUAA